AAUUUGAUCUUCAAAUCAUGGAAUUCUUGUGAUCAUCUUCACCUUUUCUUGUGCUAUCAUCUUACCCUCCAAUGGUGAUUUCAUCUUCACCAUUUUCUGUUUUCAAACCCACAACUUACCUUACGCUUUUCCUUAUCAUCAUCUCCUUACACUUCACCUCCUCCGCAACCUCCAACGCCGCCGAUUCCACCAUAACCACCACCUGCACCGCUGUUCACCAACAAAACUCGUCCACCGCCAAAUGCAAUUACGUGAAAUCAAACGCCGGAUGUGAUCCAAAAGGAUACAUCAAUUACCUCCAAAUCUUCUACUGUGAUUUUUCUCAGUUUACUGAAUUAGGCUUCAUUCUGCUUCUCCUAUGGCUCGUGAUUCUGUUCUAUAUUUUAAGCAAUACAGCAUCAGAAUACUUCUGUCCUGCAGUUGAACACUUGUCGAAAACCCUCAAGCUCUCCCCUGCAAUCGCCGGAACUACUUUGCUUCCGUUGGGAAACGGUUCAACCGACGUUUUUUCUAGCGUAAUCGCCUUUACCACGGACGGUGGUGAUAUCGGUCUCAACAGUAUCUUAGGUGGAUCGAUUUUCAUCUCCACCGUCGUUGUCGGAGUUCUCAGCCUAUUAAUCGCAUACCGGAAAAAAAUCGUCGUAGUUGAUAAACCUAAUUUCAUCCGAGACGUUGUUUUUCUCCUCUUCUCCCUCUCGAAUCUCCUCAUAAUCAUCAUCAUCGGAAAAAUCAGCUUAUGGCCGUCAAUCCUCUUCGCUUCUACUUACAUAAUUUACAUUUUGGUGGUCUCUUACAUGCAUUUCAUCACCAUGAGGAAACACAGUAUAACACUCGAUGCCGUUGAUGAUGAUCAAGGCCGAAGAGUACCAUUACUGGGUUCUAUCGAUGAAGAAAAUGUUGUACAUCCUGCAGAAAAAUAUGUACAUUAUGAAGAACAAAUUGUACCGAACCGGCGAAACAGGUUUAUCAUGACCAUUUUUCAUGUCAUAAAUUUCCCAAUUUAUUUGCCCAGAAGGCUUACAAUUCCAGUGAUUACAAGAGAGAGAUGGUCCAAACCUUUUCUCGUGAUUUCGAUGAUAUUAGCACCAAUCAUGGUGGCUCUGAUUUGGAACACACAAGAGGGAAAACUGGGGUUAAAAGCUAGUGUGAUGAUCUACUUCGUGGCAGGUGCAAUUGGAAUAGCUUUAGGGACUUGUACAUUUGCCUUCACAAGUAGUACACAUCCACCACAAAAUUGUUUAGUUCUUUGGUAUGCAGGUGGGUUUCUAAUGAGUGUCGUUUGGACCUACCUUACUGCUGAUGAAUUGGUCUCUUUGUUGGAAUCAUUAGGAACCAUUAUAGGAAUGAGCCCUUCAAUCAUUGGGCUAACCAUCUUGGCUUGGGGAAACUCGAUCGGGGACCUAACCGCGAACGUAGCCAUGGCUAUGUAUGGUGGACCCGACGGGACUCAAAUCGCAAUGUCGGGUUGCUAUGCUGGACCCUUGUUUAAUCUUCUUAUCGGUCUGGGAUUUUCGUUCGUUUUUGUAUCGUGGUCAAACUAUCCCGGUUCGUAUGUGGUUCCCGAAGACCCGUAUAUAGCCGAAACCAUCGGGUUUUUGAUGGCGGGUUUGCUUUGGGCGCUUGUGAUUUUGCCUAAAAGACAGAUGCGACUCGAUCACACGCUUGGAGGUGGGCUUUUGGUGAUUUACUUGUGCUUCUUGUUUAUAAAGCUUGCAAGGGCUCUUGGAUUGCUUAGUGGUUCGAGCUCUAAUUAAACACCUCUUAGGUUAUUUGUAAGUAAAAUCUUGUACAACUUUUAGGACCUUUUGCUUUUGUUUUAAUAAUUUAAUGUAACGUAUCUUUA
Molecule: messenger RNA, 1843 nt
Organism: Cynara cardunculus var. scolymus (artichoke)
Lineage: Eukaryota; Viridiplantae; Streptophyta; Magnoliopsida; Asterales; Asteraceae
Product: cation/calcium exchanger 1-like
Exons: 1
Coding region: 72-1754 (560 amino acids)
Biological process (GO): monoatomic cation transport; transmembrane transport
Cellular component (GO): membrane
Molecular function (GO): monoatomic cation transmembrane transporter activity
Source: RefSeq, a predicted model, not a curated record